This is a messenger RNA of Pochonia chlamydosporia 170, 462 nucleotides long. RefSeq lists its product as hypothetical. Gene Ontology annotation, molecular function: protein binding. Gene Ontology annotation, biological process: mitochondrial fission; peroxisome fission; autophagy of mitochondrion. NCBI's taxonomy places the organism in Eukaryota, Fungi, Ascomycota, Sordariomycetes, Hypocreales, Clavicipitaceae. The coding region runs from base 1 to 462 and encodes 153 amino acids. The transcript has 4 exons. The record is from RefSeq and is a predicted model, not a curated record. Gene Ontology annotation, cellular component: mitochondrial outer membrane; peroxisomal membrane.
AUGGUCACCCAACUACCCUAUGCCCUCGACGCAGAAACGCCACUAAGCCCCUCAGAGCUCCAAGUCCUGAGGGCCCAAUACGAAAAAGAAGGCGACAUGGUCGGCGUCCAAACAAAAUUCAACUACGCAUGGGGCCUCGUCAAAUCAAAUAACCGCAACGACCAACAACUCGGCGUCCGCCUGCUCAGCGACAUAUUCCGAGUGUCUCCCGAACGCCGCCGCGAAUGCCUCUACUAUCUCGCCCUGGGGAACUACAAGCUCGGCAACUACGGCGAGGCUCGCCGCUACAACGACCUCUUGCUGGACAAGGAGCCUGCCAAUCUGCAGGCUUCUGAUCUGCGGCAGUUGAUUGAUAAUAAGGUUGCUAAGGAGGGGCUCAUGGGCGUGGCUAUUCUGAGUGGUGUUAGUAUUGCUGCUGGUGUUGUUGGUGCCUUUUUGCUCAAGAAUGCAAGGAAAAGGUAG